UGCUCAACUUUAAAUGGGGAAGCAUUCAUCUUAUUAUUGUGCUGCUGCAAGAAGCUAUCAUCAUUCAGGUGUCAAUUGCUCCGUCAUUUACUCUGUUCUUCCAGGGCUAUGGAUUUGUCCGGGGUUAUUAUAGAGAAAUUUAUCAAGUGCUUAACAACUGCGGAUUUGGAAUCUGAUGAAAUGAAACUCCCUGCAAAAAUUAUCAGCAAAUAUGGAGAUAUUAUUCCCAAGUGUUUGUUGUUGAAAUUCCUGAAUGGGUAUCAGAUCCCGGUGAUGCGCAAUGAAGAGAAAGGAACCUUGUCUGGCCUUUCAACUGUUUAUGCUGAUUUUGACUUGAAAGCUGGUGAAAUGCUUGUAUUUCAAUUUGACGGGUCCUCUAAUUUCAAUGUUUAUGUUAUUGGGACUGAUCUCUUGGAGAUUGAGUACCCAUGUGUGGUUCACCAUUUUCAGAGAACACCUCCUAGAAAUGGUAUGCCUUCAACUGUUAAGCAUGAUACCAGUUUAGAUUUUUAUGUUAUUGUUUAUUUGACUGUUUUGAUUUAUAAGCAAUUAAUCUUUUUUUUGUUGUGCUAGUGAAUGUUGCAAAGGUUGGAUUGAAAUUUCUGAACUUUGUUAAUGAUUCAGACCCUAUAAUUGAUGACUAUGUAAGACAAAUC
Daucus carota subsp. sativus is the source of this 656-nucleotide messenger RNA. RefSeq lists its product as uncharacterized. The coding region runs from base 109 to 573 and encodes 154 amino acids. The transcript has 3 exons. NCBI's taxonomy places the organism in Eukaryota, Viridiplantae, Streptophyta, Magnoliopsida, Apiales, Apiaceae. The record is from RefSeq and is a predicted model, not a curated record.